Monascus purpureus is the source of this 2101-nucleotide messenger RNA. NCBI's taxonomy places the organism in Eukaryota, Fungi, Ascomycota, Eurotiomycetes, Eurotiales, Aspergillaceae. The record is from the annotation of a GenBank genome assembly.
GUUAGCGUUGAUUAUAUUACCGAAGGCCCCAGUAAAUACCCUCCAGCCUUCAGGAGCUUCUUUUCGUCCUCACCACCUCCCAUCAGGAUCCCCCAAUUGCUCGUGUCCUGAUCCAGCACCCUCUCUACUCCCUCAGCCAUGGCGAAGCUUCAUCCAGAGUCCCCUGAGGAGUUCGAGUUCAUCGAAACUCCUCAGGCUGCUCCCCAGCAGACUCCAGAGGACUGUGGAGUGCGGACUACGUCGUAUCCGGCCAUCAAAAAUGCCCCGGUCCCUGCAGACGCUGCAGGCAGUGACAGCUUCUCCAACAUCCUGCUCUUCGGUCUCCUGUAUAUCGUGCCCCAUUACCUGGCCCGCCAGGUCGGUGGUGGUUUCUACACCACCAUCUUCUUUGCAAUCUUCACGACAGUUCCGAUUCUAAUGGCAUUUUGGACGGUGGCUUCAUCCAUUUCCCCGCGUAAGAACGAGAAGGCCAAGUACCCGGGCCGCCCCGUGGAAUACUACCUCAACUUCCACAGCGAACGCGACCGAGCCAAAUACAGGGGCAAGAGCAAGGUUCCCAUGGAAGUUUUCUUCGAGAAGUACUUCAAUGGAGAGGUGGACUUCAAGGGUGACGCUUUGAACACCCUUGAGUACAGACACGACUGGGCCAGCUUCCGUUUCACCAUGGGCCUGUACAAGCAUUUUCUUUUCGGCUUUAUUCCGGAGAUGCUUCUGCACACUCGAUCUCAGGAUGAGGAGCAGGUCCGUGACCACUACGAUCGCGGUGACGAUUUCUACGCUUGGUUCCUCGGUCCUCGUAUGAUCUACACCUCUGGUAUUAUCAGCGACAUCAAGAAGGAAGAGACGCUCGAACAACUUCAGGAUAACAAGCUGGCCGUGGUCUGUGAGAAGAUUGGCCUCAAGCCGGGUGAUACUGUUCUUGACUUGGGCUGUGGCUGGGGUACCCUUGCAAAAUACGCCUCGGUUCAUUAUGGCGCGCAGGUCACUGGCAUCACGUUGGGUCGCAAUCAGACUGCUUGGGGCAAUACUGGUCUUCGCAAGGCUGGCAUUCCGGAAUCACAGAGCCGCAUCCUCUGCGCUGACUAUCGCGAUGCUCCCUCAGUUUCUGGAGGCUACAAGAAGAUCACUUGCCUUGAGAUGGCUGAACAUGUCGGCGUGCGCCAUUUCAGUACUUUCCUCUCCCAGGUCUAUGACAUGCUUGACGAUGAUGGUGUCUUCUUCCUCCAGAUCGCUGGUCUGCGUAAGUCUUGGCAGUAUGAGGAUCUGAUCUGGGGUCUUUUCAUGAACAAGUACAUCUUCCCGGGUGCCGAUGCUAGCACUCCCCUUGGAUUCGUUGUCGACAGACUUGAGGCUGCUGGAUUUGAGAUCAAGGGUAUUGACACCAUUGGCGUCCAUUAUUCUGCUACUCUCUGGCGCUGGUACCGUAACUGGCUUGGCAACCGUGAGAAGGUUGAGGCGAAGUAUGGAAAGAGAUGGUUCAGGAUCUGGGAAUACUUCCUGGCCUACUCUACCAUCACCUCCCGCCAGGGUGGUGCUACCUGCUGGCAGAUCACUCUCGUCAAGAACAUCAACUCGACGCACCGUAUUGAAGGCAUCCCCACUCAAUUCGGACUUACCGGCGCCCGCGAGGCUGCUAUCGAGACCGUGGGCCACGGCAGUCUGCCCAGUGCUAACGUCCCCAACGGUGUUGCCGCCAAGGCGUAGGCCCCGCUCACCUACAGAAACAGAUCCCGACGGAUUUCGCGCAGUGGCUAGGAAUAGCGAUCGAGCACAGGAAGCCGUUCGGUCCCUGCAUGGCUAUGGAAUUAAACAAGUAGAGCCGGUAUGGAGGAGAAGGCAGCAAGUUGAAAAGAAGGAUCUAGGUGAAGUUGACGGAUAAUAAACAGAUGAGGAUGAACGAGGAAGAUACGGCAGGAUUUACGUCUAAGCACGUAUCCAUGGUCUUCUGUACAGUACUAACGCAUGUACGAUGGUUGAUUUGUAUAGCCUCUCGGUGUCUCGUAUGGGAAAAGAUAGGCUGUGUAUAUCCAUGUCAAACGAUAUGUCCAUGUUCGUUAUGAAAUAGAAAAUCUCACGCUCUUUUCUUUUGUUGAGCUGUUCA